AUGAAGUUUAUCAGAGUGAUAUUUUCAAUCAGCUGCGUCUUAGCCUUAGUCACAAGCAUGAACGACAUGGGAUCGCUGAGUUUUAAAUGCAUCUUCGAUCCACAUAAGACUAUUACCAAAAUAAUACCUGGUCAACUUGUUAUACAACAUGAAAAUGAGUAUAGAUAUAAUUAUAAAACAACAUUACAACCAGUAGACUGUUUCAUAAAUGUGGCGAAAAAUUCUAUUAUAAAUAAGAGAGUGGAUAAUAUAAAAGAACUUGAAGUACAGAAUUUGAGGAGAGUCGAAGACCCACUAAACGGCAUAGAGUACAAUGAAUAUAUACAAGCACGAAAAGCAAAUGAAAUAGAGAACUCAAACGAGGUGAGAGAGGGUCUACAAAAAAGAAAACUGAAACGCGUUAUUAACACAAAAGAUGGCGCUGAAAUAGAAAUCUAUUAUAGAUCCAUAGAUGAAGAUAAACAAUUUAAAAAUCAAAAGUUUAAGCAAAUAACGAAAAUUGUUAGCUCGAAAAAAGCAACCGAUAUAAUACCAAGCAAAAAUAAAACGAUACAAAAUUUGCGAAAACCCACCGUUUAUCAGAGAUCUAUAAACGAGGACAAGUUAUUCAAAACAAAAAAUUACACAAAAAUAACGAAACGGUUGAAAUCAAAGUACCUUAAUGGAAAAGUGGGCUUGGCCAAAAAUUCGAAAGGCAAAGUGAAAAGUUUAUUUAAAGACUUUUGCAAUAGCGAAAGUGUAGGCUUGAAAAGCUCAAACAGUGAAAGUUGUUUUAGAACAAAGUUGGUCAGUGAAAAUUACGAUCUAGAAACAAGUAGUGGCAUUGCAGCUAGCAAUGACAUAUCAGCUUUAGCUUUAAUUGAGUCUGAUAAAAAGCCGAUCCCGGCAGUCUUGGAAGGAAAUGGUAUCGAAAUUCAAAGCUCUCAUGAAAAUAAUAUAAUGGAGCGCAAGAGUCCAGUUUAUAGUGAGAUGCCUAGAACAUCUAAUAAAAUUUCCGACCAUAAAUCGAAGCAUGCGUUAUUUAAUAAAAUUAGUUCUGAUAAUUUGUUGGAAAAUAUUUUGUUUAAUCCAGGGUUUAUUUAUGCUUAA
Messenger RNA from Bactrocera tryoni, 1089 nucleotides. RefSeq lists its product as uncharacterized. The coding region runs from base 1 to 1089 and encodes 362 amino acids. The transcript is spliced from 2 exons. The record is from RefSeq and is a predicted model, not a curated record. Lineage: Eukaryota; Metazoa; Arthropoda; Insecta; Diptera; Tephritidae.